UUGCAAGAAAGUGGACAUUUGUCCUAACCACCAAGCUGCUUGAUUUCCUUGGACUCAAACUCUCAAACCGCAUGGACUACUUGCCAACCUCACCUCCUUGUCUCAUUCCCUUCACAUCACAAAGCUUCUAAGUUUGCUAAGUUUCUUCUCUCCAACCCUCUCUUCCCAUUUGUUUCUGAAUCUUUGACCCUUUUUUUGUUGAAAGAGAGAGAUCAUCAUUCAGGCACGGUUUGAAAGGUGAAAAAUUAAGGAAACAUGGGUUCUGGUUCAAAAGUUGGGAAUAGCAACUAUGAUUACUCCUUUAAGAUUUUGCUGACUGGUGAUUCUGGUGUUGGAAAGAGUAGUCUUCUCCUCAGCUUCAUAUCCAACUCUAACUCUCUUUAUGAUCUUUCCCCCACAAUUGGAGUUGAUUUCAAGAUGAAACUUAUUACAAUUAGUGGUAAAAGAUUGAAGCUUACAAUUUGGGACACAGCUGGACAAGAGAGGUUUGGAACAGUAAUAAGCUCUUAUUACAGAGGUGCACAUGGGAUCAUUCUCGUCUAUGAUGUGACACGACGCGAGACAUUUACAAACGUUGUGGAAAUAUGGGCAAAAGAGGUUGAUCUGUACUCCACUAAUCAUGAUUGCAUCAAAAUUCUUGUUGGCAAUAAGGUGGAUAAGGAAAGUGAAAGAGCUGUAACCAAAGAAGAGGGUAUGGCUCUUGCAAAAGAGCAUAGAUGCUUAUUCCUAGAGUGUAGUGCCAAAACUAGAGAAAAUGUUCAACAAUGCUUUAAUGAUCUCACAUUAAAGAUACUAGAGGUGCCGAGUUUGCGGGAAAAGGGUUCUGUUGUAGUAAAGAGACAAAAGCAAAAGCACUUGUAUGAGACACCUCAAAGCGGAGGUUGCUGUUCUUAGUAAAUUUGCUUCAACAUGAAUGUGCAAUAGGUUUUACAUCAAGAGUCAGAUAAUUUGGAAUUGGAUGAUCAUGUGCUCCAAUGUUCAGUACAGUCUUUUUUAUUGCUUUCACAAGAAGAUGCUUGAGAUGGAUAUCUUAACAUCUGUUGGAGCCAUAGCAUGACUCAGUUUAUGGUAGUCAAGUUUAUCACAGAACUAUUAAUAUACUAGCCUUUUUCUUACUUACGUUACAGUUUUAGAAACACCUGUACUCUGCAUAUGUAAAAUGUAAAUAUAUCUACAGUUUCUAUGUAUUAGGGUUGGUUUGAGAUUCGGUUAGGUUGGGAUAUUCAGCAAAAUACAUUUAUUAUUUAUUAUUUUCUCCCCUUCUAAGCAUGAAUGAUACUGUCAAAAGAAAAGCUUGAAUGA
Molecule: messenger RNA, 1302 nt
Organism: Lotus japonicus
Lineage: Eukaryota; Viridiplantae; Streptophyta; Magnoliopsida; Fabales; Fabaceae
Product: ras-related protein RABC2a-like
Exons: 6
Coding region: 256-894 (212 amino acids)
Molecular function (GO): GTPase activity; GTP binding
Source: RefSeq, a predicted model, not a curated record